CAACUAACAAACAAAAUGGCGUUGUUGGUCAGAUCUUUAGGACGAGGGUGCUUGAUGAGGCAUCAGCCCUUGUUUCAUCCCAGACAAAAUGCCAUGGCAUCUUCUGCCUAUGAUGAAAUGAAAGGUUAUUGGGAUAAAAACAGGAAAUUACAAAGACCAAUGUCACCUUUUCUAUUUGCUUACAAACCUCAUCUGGCUAUGUUAACAUCUCUGUCACAUAGAGUUACAGGUGUGGCAAUGUCUGUUGCUAUAACUGGUACAUCAUGUAUUUUACUAGCCUUGCCUGGGGAUUUCACAACUUAUUUUGACAUGGUUAAAGAUAUGUCAAUUCCAGCAGCAGUUAUUAUUGGCUUUAAAUAUUUAUUAGCUUGGCCAAUGACUUAUCAUUAUAUAAAUGGAUUCCGACAUUUGGCAUGGGAUGCUGGAAAAGGAUAUGACAUUAAAACUCUGUAUAAAACUGGAUAUUUUGCCAUUGCUACAUCAUUUUUAGCUGCAUCUGUUUUCGUCUUUAUGUUCUAAAUGAAAAAAUGAUAGUAGAAAAUGAGAUUUUUCAUUUUGAAGCAUUAUCUAGAUCUUUAAACUUCAAAGUAAGAGGACUUUCAAACCUUUUGUUGGAUUUUCUGAGAGGAUUGAAGACUCAUUGGAUUUGUUACAAGUUUCAGAUGAUACAACUGAACAUAAUUAUAGCUAAAAACAAACUCAGUAAUAUAACAGUGGUAAUUAUGCACUGAGUUUACCUGUUUUCAAGAACCUAUUACUCAACAAUCAGAAUUAUGUUGUUUUGAACAUCUAUGGCUGGGUAUUUUGUAUGUAUGAGUAUAAACUGAGUGUUAUAACAGAGCUUAUAAAUUUGUUAAUGUAUC
Molecule: messenger RNA, 863 nt
Organism: Lottia gigantea (owl limpet)
Lineage: Eukaryota; Metazoa; Mollusca; Gastropoda; Lottiidae
Exons: 6
Coding region: 16-519 (167 amino acids)
Biological process (GO): mitochondrial electron transport, succinate to ubiquinone; tricarboxylic acid cycle
Cellular component (GO): membrane
Molecular function (GO): succinate dehydrogenase activity; electron transfer activity
Source: RefSeq, a predicted model, not a curated record